Messenger RNA from Aspergillus glaucus CBS 516.65, 1461 nucleotides. RefSeq names its product lanthionine synthetase C family protein. Gene Ontology annotation, biological process: peptide modification; carbohydrate metabolic process. The transcript is spliced from 4 exons. Lineage: Eukaryota; Fungi; Ascomycota; Eurotiomycetes; Eurotiales; Aspergillaceae. The record is from RefSeq and is a predicted model, not a curated record. Gene Ontology annotation, cellular component: plasma membrane. Bases 1 to 1461 code for a protein of 486 amino acids.
AUGCCAACCGCAAUGCCACAAUACUACAAAAGCACCCUCCAACCACUCCAAAUCAAUCAACCCGCCCUCCAGCAGACCCUGAAAGAACUCCAGCGCACAGUAAUCCAGAGCACCAAAGUACUACAAGCUGGUUCACCAGCCCCGGUGAGCCCUUCAGAUCACAGUAGUAUCUAUAGUGGGACAGCAGGCAUCGUAUUGGCAUUCCUCCGACUAGAGCGCCAAAAAGACGUCCUCGGGGAGACGAAACUUCCUGAUUUUGGCAGCCUUGCGAAUGAAAGGAUUAUCCCUGCUGGCGAUGUGAAACUUCCUCCCCCGGGAUACAUGUCACCCGUGGGAUCUUCAUUAGGGCCACUUGUCGUGCGAGUUCUGGCAGCUCUUGAAUAUCCGGGCCAGUCGGCUUCGCAGAAUGACAUCAAACUGUUGAAUACCGCAUUGCAGCGCUCGCUUAGCCAUGGCCAUGUGGUUUCGAGUUCAUCGGGUGAUCAUAUCCGGGGUGUUGAUGAAGUUCUCUAUGGGCGUGCGGGGUUGCUUUGGGCUGUUGUGAAUAUUCGAUAUCAUCGUCGUGCGUUUGAUAAAGAGAUGAAGGCGAAUACGGAACCCCUCUUUGAUGCGCUUCCGAGGCUUGUUGAGGCGAUUAUUGAUGGCGGAAGACGAGGUGCGAGGGAUUAUGUUAAGAACUAUGGGGAAAAGGACGCGUUGCCGUUAAUGUGGGCGUAUAAGGAUAAGAAGUAUUCUCUGGGGGCUGUCCAUGGAAUCGCCGGCAUCAUCACAAUCCUCCUCUCAUGCGAAACCGAAGAAAUAAACCCCUACCUCCCGCUAAUAACAGAAACAAUAACCGGUCUCUGCCGCAUUUCCAUCGCCAAUGAUGGCCAUCUCCCGAGUUCUAUCCCCUCCCGCUCCAGGUCUCGGGGAUCUCUCCUUGUCCAGAUCUGCCACGGAGCACCGGGGCUUUUGAAUCUACUCGCAACAGCCAGGAAGAAUAUCCAUUUACGAACACAUUGGAAGUCUGAAUGGGACGAGGCUAUGCAUCUCGGUGCAGAGAGAGUCUGGCAGGAAGGUCUCCUAUCUAAAGGCGGUAGUCUAUGCCACGGACUUACGGGGAAUGCACUGUCUUUGCUAGCCCUACACGAGUCCUUCGAGCUCGAGUUUGAAUCUGAAGAAGGAAACGAAGAGAGUGACUACUUUCUCUCCAGAGCACUAGCACUAUUACUCCUAGCGCGCGAAACACCGCCAUACAGCACAGCCCUGGAUAUCCCGUCUGGAUAUGACUUCCGCAUGCCGGAUAGACCCUAUAGUCUUUACGAAGGACUAGCCGGGGAGCUGUGCGCUUGGGCUGAGGCUUGUGUGGUGAUACAGGCGAGGCUUUGUAAAGAGGCAGGGCAGACGGAGAACCAGGAGAUUAAGGAAAAGGCAUUGGGGUUUCCGUGUCUGGGAGGGAAUGGGGUGAGAAGGGUUAUGUGA